Molecule: messenger RNA, 732 nt
Organism: Pedinophyceae sp. YPF-701
Lineage: Eukaryota; Viridiplantae; Chlorophyta; Pedinophyceae
Source: the annotation of a GenBank genome assembly
AUGCAGGCGGCGAUGCUGGAGGAGUUCCGCCGCGAAGUGGCGACGAUGUCGGCGCUCCCGCCGCACCCGAACGUCCUGCGGCUGAUCGGAGCCUGCACGGCCCCGCCGCGGCUCGCGCUGGUGCUGGAACACUGCCCCCGGGGGUCUCUCUUCGGCCUGCUUCACUCCCCCAGCGUGCAGCUGACGUGGAGCCGCGUGGUGGGCUUCCUCCAGGGCGCGGCGCGCGGCAUGGCGCACCUCCACGCGCACAAGAUCCUCCACCGCGACCUCAAGUCUGCCAACCUCCUUGUCGACGAACACUGGAGGGUCAAGGUGGCGGACUUCGGGCUCUCUCGCGUCGUGGCGCGCAACCAGGUCAUGACCGGCGGCCUCGGCACCUUCGAGUGGAUGGCGCCGGAGGUCCUUGGCGCGCAGCGGUAUUCUGAGAAGGCCGAUGUCUAUUCAUUCGCGAUUGUCAUUUGGGAGUGUGUGGCGCGGCGGCUGCCGUACGAGGGGUCGCCGGGGAUGCAGGCGGCGAUGGCGGUGAUGAACCGCGGCGCGCGGCCCGAGGUGCCCGGGUUCACGCCGCCCGCGCUCGCGACGCUGAUGCGCGCGUGCUGGGCGCCGCUGGCCUCGGAGCGGCCGCGCUUCGUCGAGGUGUGCGCGAUGCUGGACGCGAUCGCGCGGCAGAUGGAGGAGCCGCAGGGCGAAGGAGGCGCGCGCGCGGCGGUGCGAGCGACGAGCGUAGCCUGA